This is a messenger RNA of Aspergillus melleus, 1068 nucleotides long. RefSeq lists its product as uncharacterized. The transcript is spliced from 3 exons. The coding region runs from base 1 to 1068 and encodes 355 amino acids. Lineage: Eukaryota; Fungi; Ascomycota; Eurotiomycetes; Eurotiales; Aspergillaceae. The record is from RefSeq and is a predicted model, not a curated record.
AUGGGGGAAGAGGGUAGCAGGGACGCCGAGCCAAGCAUCAGGCCCGACGUCAACAGUCAGGAUUUGAUUGAUGCUGGUCCCUCGGGGGCUCCGCCUGCCCGCCGACUCGCCAGUAAUCAGGCGGGCAACCCGAGAUCGUCCAGGAACAACCAGUCCUCCAGGGCGAAUCAGCAAGCUUCCCAGUCUCGGAGCUUCGAAUUUGUCCUUGUAACCGAUAGCGAGUCGCGACGUCAGGUCCGCCGCCAUGCAAUGCGCCAGUACAUGCAUCAGCGGCGCUUGGACAGCAUUGCUCGACUGGGGACCUCUCGUGUACCGGUUAGCGGUUGGAGUACUCGUCCCGCCUCAAAUCCUGCGGCUUCGGGGCUGUCCCCUCGGAUCAAAGAUGCGCAGGAUGAUUCUCCUACGAAGUCGGAGCGCGAGUCACCAUCCACGGACGAGGAGCAAGGCACUGCCCAGGGAUGGCAAGAGCCCUCCUCGCAGCUGUUAAUCCCUAAAGUCCAGACUAUCAAACGGGAAGAAGAGCCGUCUCCGGUAAUGAGUAGCUUCCAAUCUUCAGAUCCCCGCGCCUCUCCUGGGGAAGGGGGCGUCCGGGACCCGUUUGGCUGCUAUCCUAUCCCGAUCUGUCAUGCGGAUCAUGAAUUGAUCCAACACUUUGUGGUGACCUAUCCAUCUAUGAUGUAUAAGUUUGUCGAUCGCAUUACAGACAACCCCAUGAUGGAAAUAUUUCGGCAAUUCGCUCUACAUGACGAUCUUCCAUUCCAAGCUAUGCUUGCUAUUGCCUCCAAGCAUCGCGCAGGUGUAGAGGGGAAGACUGAGUCGGUUCAAAGUCUUACCCACAAGAUGCGAGCCUUGAGGAUGAUGAACGAACGCAUUCAUGCAGACUCGACAGGUCAAAAUGACGGGACCAUUUACUCAGUGGCUACCAUGGCUGUUAUCGAGAAAUGGUCUAAAGAUGCUUCCAUCGAGCGUAUGCACUUUCGAGGGCUGGCGUCGAUGAUCAGAAAUCGCGGAGGGAUGCGAGGAAUGCGCGUCUCCAGUCCUUUCUUGGAAAAAGUUCUCUAUUGGUAG